This is a messenger RNA of Phoenix dactylifera (date palm), 2430 nucleotides long. Lineage: Eukaryota; Viridiplantae; Streptophyta; Magnoliopsida; Arecales; Arecaceae. The record is from RefSeq and is a predicted model, not a curated record.
UCAAACCGGUACGCGACACCGGCCCGCUGCCGAGCCUAGCAAGCCCGACCUUGAAGCGUUGGGUUUUUCGCAAAUGGCGGAAAGCUAGGGUUUUGGCGAGAAACCCUCGAACCGUAGGGUUCUUCUCUCCUCCUCUCUCUCUCUCUCCCUUUCCCUCUCCUUCCCUCUUCUCCGCCCCCAUGUCGAGAAACGAAGACGUCCGAUUCGUCUCUUCGGCCAUUAAAAUCCCUCGCUCCUCCCGUGCCCACCCCGUUCCCCUCCUAUCAACCCUGCCCUUCGCUCGCCACAACCUUUCCUUCCAUCUCGACCGAGCUAGAGACGCGAUCCAGGGCUUCUUGGCAGCGCUUCCGAGACGGUGGAGUCCCCGCUUUCUCUGCUCGUCCUCUCUUGCUGUGGUGCGGCAGGAGGCGGAGACGAACCAUCGGCGGCACGGGAAGGAGGACGAGGAGCGGGUCCUGAUAAGCGAGGUGCUGAUUCGGAACAAGGAUGGGGAAGCGCUGGAGCGGGCGGACUUGGAGGCGGCCGCCGCCGACGCCCUGAAGUCGUGCCGGCCCAACUCGGCGCUCACGGUGCGGGAGGUGCAGGAGGACGUGCACCGGAUCAUCGAGAGCGGGUACUUUUUCUCGUGUAUGCCCGUUGCCGUCGACACCCGGGAUGGGAUCCGGCUGGUCUUUGAGGUGGAACCUAAUCAGGAGUUCCAAGGAUUGAUUUGUGAGGGUGCAAACGUUCUUCCUGUAAACUUUUUGGAGGAUGCAUUUCGUGAUGGUUAUGCAGGAAAAAUAAUCAAUAUACGGCAUCUGGAUCAAGUGAUUAAAUCCAUCAAUGGCUGGUACUACAAACAUGGGCUGUCUGGUUUGGUUGGUCCUGCACUUACUUGCUUUUGUAGCUGUUUUGCAGCCAUUUUUUUACUUGUUUCAUAUGCUGAGAUUCUUUCUGGAGGAAUCCUUAGGUUACAAGUCACUGAAGCUGAAGUCAAUAAUACCAUCAUUCAGUUUCUUGAUAGAAGGACUGGUGAACCAACUAUAGGGAAGACAAGGCCAGAGACUAUAUUUCAACAACUGACAACAAAAAAAGGACAGGUGUACAAUAGACUACAAGGAAAAAGAGAUGUUGAGACAAUAUUAACAAUGGGAAUUAUGGAAGAUGUUACAAUUAUUCCUCAGCCUACUGGAGAUCCCUGCAGGGUUGAUCUAGUGAUGAAUCUUGUUGAGCGUCCUAAUGGUGGUUUCUCUGCAGGUGGUGGAAUUUCAAGCGGGAUAACAAAUGGCCCUCUCGCAGGACUGAUUGGAAGCUUUGCGUAUUUGCAUAGGAAUGUUUUUGGUAGGAACCAAAAACUCAACCUUUCAUUGGAAAGGGGGCAAAUCGACUCAAUAUUUCGCAUAAAUUAUACCGACCCAUGGAUUGAAGGAGACAAUAAGAGGACAUCUAGAACAAUCAUGAUUCAGAACUCUAGGACUUCAGGAGCACUUGUUCAUGGGAAUAACCAAUCUGAUCAUGGUGGCCUAACAAUUGCACGAGUUACUGCUGGAAUUGAAUUCAGUCGACCUUUCAGGCCCAAGUGGAGUGGAACACUUGGGCUUAUUUUUCAGCAUACUGGUGCUCGUGAUGAUAAAGGCAAUCCCAUAAUCAGAGAUAUCUACAACAGUCCAUUAACUGCAAGUGGCAAUGCUUAUGAUGACAUGCUAAUUGCAAAGUUUGAAAGUGUUUAUACAGAUUCUAGUGAUCAUAGCUCCUCAACAUUUGCAUUCAACAUGGAACAAGGACUCCCUGUUCUAUCUGAGUGGUUAUGUUUCAAUCGAGUGAGUGCUCGUGCUAGGCAAGGAUAUAAAAUUGGGCCUGCUCGACUUCUUUUAAGUGUAUCUGGAGGCCAUGUUGUUGGAAAUUUUCCGCCUCAUGAAGCAUUUGCGAUUGGUGGGACAAACAGUGUCAGGGGUUAUGAAGAAGGUGCUGUGGGUUCUGGUCGCUCUUAUGUGGUCGGUAGCGGAGAAAUCUCUUUUCACAUGUUUGGGCCACUAGAAGGUGUGCUGUUUGCGGACUAUGGAAAUGAUCUUGGUUCAGGCCCUACAGUGCAUGGUGAUCCGGCUGGAGCAAGGGGAAAGCCUGGGAACGGUUGUGGCUUUGGGGCCGGCAUUCGUGUGGAUUCACCCCUCGGGCCCCUGCGCCUAGAAUAUGCAUUCAAUGAUAAACUAGCAAGCAGAUUCCACUUUGGAGUUGGCUAUCGCAACUAAUUCAUUCCUUUUCUUCCUUGACCCUUAGGAUCUCUGCUAAAUUAUUGUCUGGUGUUAGUUUUUCUAGCGAUUCAGGUAUCAGUAUCACAUGAUACUCAAUGAAAAUAUAAUGCAUUGGUUUUUUUCCUCCCUGGGAGGAGUAUGAGAGAACUGUGCUAGAAUAUAUAUUACAGGCUUUCUUCCAUUUGCCUGGUACUGAGUA